Micropterus salmoides (largemouth bass) is the source of this 2450-nucleotide messenger RNA. It is a transcript of the gene rab28, whose product is annotated as RAB28, member RAS oncogene family. NCBI's taxonomy places the organism in Eukaryota, Metazoa, Chordata, Actinopteri, Centrarchiformes, Centrarchidae. The record is from RefSeq and is a predicted model, not a curated record. Gene Ontology annotation, molecular function: GTP binding; GTPase activity. Gene Ontology annotation, cellular component: endosome; Golgi apparatus. The coding region runs from base 366 to 1037 and encodes 223 amino acids. The transcript is spliced from 8 exons.
CCGGUGUUUGGGUUUCCGGUUCUGCUCUUUUCCCAUUCAUGCAAAGGACUUCAUGGCGAUACUAAAAAUUUUUGCAAACUGAAGUGCCAAAUUGUGGCCUCCGGUUUGUUUCCCCCGUAGCUGUAAACAGCGGUUUAACCGAAAAUCAGUGUAACUUGUUACGUCUUGUUCACAGGGUGUGAGUGGAUCACGCCGAGCAGAGCAGCAGUGUUAUUACAAGAAGAGUCAAAAUGGCGUCUGGUAGUCGAGUGUACAGCCGUUUAAUCCAUCUGUGAUUAACGUUAGCCUCAAAACUAGAGUCAGCAACCUGUGACUUUUUUCUAGUGCUUCAGUUUUCGGAUACAGUCGGAGCACAUUUUACCGUCAUGUCGGACUCGGAGGAGGACAGCCAGGACAGGCAGCUUAAAAUAGUAGUGAUUGGAGACGGUGCGUGUGGGAAGACAUCACUCACCACCAGGUUUGCACAGGAGGCCUUUGGGAAGCAGUACAAACAAACCAUUGGCCUGGAUUUCUUUCUGAAGAGAAUAACCCUUCCAGGCAAUUUGAACGUGACCCUGCAGGUGUGGGACAUUGGAGGCCAAACAUUAGGAGGGAAAAUGCUGGAUAAAUAUGUAUACGGAGCUCAUGGGCUUCUCCUGGUUUACGAUAUCACCAACUACCAGAGCUUUGAGAACCUGGAGGAUUGGUUCAGCAUGGUGAAGAAGGCCAACGAGGAAUCUGAUAUCCAGCCUGUUGUCUCCCUGGUUGGGAACAAAAUUGACCUGGAGCACAUGAGGACAGUGAAGGCUGACAAACAUCAGCGUUUCUGCCAAGAGAACGGCCUCAUCAGUCAGUUUGUAUCGGCCAAGUCGGGGGACUCGGUGUACCUUUGUUUCCAGAGAGUGGCUGCUGAGAUUCUUGGUGUAAAGUUAAACAAAGCAGAAAUAGAGCAGUCCCAGCGUGUGGUGAAGGCAGACAUUGUGAACUACAGUCAGGACACCGUGGCCAGGACAGUCAACCCCCCUCGCAGCUCCAUGAUCUUUGGGGUGACUGGAUGAAAUGUGAGUGUGUUCUCUGUAUUCCUGCGUGUCAGUUGUACGGGUGAGUUGAAGAACAGACUGUGGCCCUGGCCUGUAGUUUGGAUAUUUAGCAGGAAUGAUUUAUUUGUGGGUUCACCAAAAACAAACGGGACCUCCAAUUUUUUUCAAGUUUACACGUGGCUCUCAUUUGACUUCUAUGAUUCAUCUUAAUUUUUAAAAAAGUGAUUACUUGAUUUAUGUGUUAGUAUGAAGCUGGUUGUUUAAAGAAGAAGGACAACUAUGGUAAUCAUUCACUCUGGUAAUUGAAAAUAUUUUUAUAUACAAGUACAUUUUCCUCUGCCAUUGCUAUUAGGGGCAUUUGUUUCAAUGAUUAGAUAUGCUGCAGUAUAUUUCUAACAACAACAACACCUGAAAGCUGUUGCUACAACUGCAAAGUGGAUUUGUUGGAAGAGUUAAUGGGACAUAAACUGGGAGGUUAAACCAAAUGCCCUCUUAUACAAUGUUUUUUGUGAUGUUCUUUUGUCUGUGGUGCUCUUCAGUUGAACAGGAGGGAAAUAGGCAUUCAAAUGCUGUAGUGGACUGAAAUGAAUCUCUUGUUUUCAAUUUGCCAAUUAGGGGCUUGCACUAGUAGUGCUGUGACGUGAACUGUGUACUGUUAUUUUACAUAGAAAUAUUUAAAUUUUACAAUCACAAUUUACAUUUUAUAUUCUUUUUUCUUCAGAUUAUAUCCUCCCAAAAAAAUACAUCUCUUACAUAGUAUCUUUGUUCUCCAGAUGUUUUUUUGUAUAGUCUACUACGCAUUUGAUUAUUUAGCUUUACAUUACCACAUUAUGAGACAUUACUGUUUAGAUACCUUGUUAAUAAAGUGUUGAUAAAGCUAGACGAAUAUGACUCAGGAAGUACCUGAGUGUGAAGCUGAACAUGAGCUGAGCUGAAAUGUGCAGCAUUUUAGUAGAGGUCUCUACAUAGCCUUAUUCAACUGUCCGUUAUAGAACAGAAAAUUGCAUUGAAGAUUGGCUAUAAGGCAUGAAAUGCUUCACAGGAUCUUCAUUUUGAUCACAUUUUAAUAGCCUGCUUGACAGUAUGUGUAUUGUUAGAGACAGCUGGGAUAUUGUAUGUUUAACAAGUCAAAGUAGCUUCUACAUGAUAGUAGAUGUAUGCAUGAUGGAAUUUAAUGAGGUGUCCGCCUAAUGAAAUAUCCGCCAUUUGUGUAAAAAUAUGUUUGUACAAUAAAAUCAAACCGCUGCUUCAUUUCAAAGCUUCUGUCAUUAAUUAGAAAUGAUCAGAACUCAUCCUGUAAAUUCUGAUCACGUAAACAAAAUGUACGCUUUAAAAAAACAUUAAGAAUGUACAGUUUAAAGUCAGUGUUUAGUUGACGUCAUAAACAGACACAGUUUUAUGAUUCUCAAUAAAAAUGCAACAUGGAAAACA